AUGAGUUGUUGAGCAGCGUGACUGGCGGGAGGGACGGAGACCGAAGAGAGAAGACCAGGACAACAGGAUCGACCGCGAGACGCGAAGAAGAAGAAGAAAGACCAACAACAACAACAACAACAACAACAACAACAACAACAGCAGCAACAACAACGAGAACAAGAAAAACAAGAACAAUAAGAAGAAGAAACAGCGCCGACAGUGUCUCCGUCUCAGUUUACUUUGUGUCUGCUGCAGCUGCCAAUCAAACACAAUCCAGACGCAGAGGUGUUGUCAGGCCACGCCCGUUCAGGUAAACACUCAGGAGGAUGAAUGGAGGCGGCUCAACAGGAAAUCCCAGCGCUGCCUCAUCUCGCUUGCUUCCUGUCAACACUGAUAAGGAGACUCUUGAACCAGCUGAUUGGAUCUCAGCUUCUGAGGAGAAGGGGGAGCAGAGGGGAGAGUCAGUCAGGCUGUCCCAGUACCAGAAUCACCAUAGUCCUGCCAAAAUACACCACAGUCCUGUAGAGAAACACCAGAAUCCUGCAGAGAACCACCAGAGUCCUCCUGCUGAGAAACACCAGAGUCCUGCAGAGAACCACCAGAGUCCUACUGCUGAGAAACACCAGAGUCCUACUGCUGAGAAACACCAGAGUCCUGCACAGAAAAAUCAGAGUCCUCCUGCUGAGAAACAUCAGAGUCCUCCUGCUGAGAAACGCCAGAGUCCUACUGCUGAGAAACGCCAGAGUCCUACUGCUGAGAAACACCAGAGUCCUGCACAGAAGCACCAGAGUCCUCCUGCUGAGAAAUACCAGAGUCCUACUGCUGAGAAACACCAGAGUCCUGCAGAGACCCAGCAAACUGCAGAGGAACCUGACCAGCAGGUUCUCUAUAAACACACAAAUCACAAAGAUCCCCCAACAGGAGAGCAGAAAACAGAAAAUUUGUUUCAGACAGCUCAACUAAAAGUAGAAGAUCAGACUGCUCCAAAACAUGAAACAACUGCAGAUCGACCAAAACCAGAAAACCCUAAUUCAGAUCGAACAGAACUAGAUCCUCCUCCUAAAGACCAACAACAACUGGGACAUUCACCUGUGAUGAAUAAAAAGGAAACAAAAGAUUUUCUUGCCACAGAUCAACCAAAACCAGAUCAUCUUCAUACAGCUCUGAAGAAACCAGGAGAUCCUUUUGGUGAUAGACUAGAACAAGAACGAGCCAACUCUCAGGAACAUCGACAACAGGAGGAUCUAUGUCUCACAAACCAGAAAACUGAAGAGGACCCUCCUCAUCCUCAUCCUCCCUUAAAUGUAACUGUUUUCGCCUCAACCUUCAAAAAACAAAAACAGAACGACCUCCAAAAGCAAGAGUCUAAAGACCAGCAAAACCAACAGCAUCCACCUUCAGAGAAAUUCACUGUACCCACAGCUGAAAGGCAUCACAACCAAGGAGAUCCUCCUCACCUGAACACAACUCCUCCUCCUCUUGCAGUCCAUCUGACUACAGUGUCAACCCUGGCUCCGCCCCUUACCAUUGAGGUGUUCUGUGACCAAGUGCAGCCCAGCCCUCCGGAUUCUUCUUCAAGUGAGCCCAAACUGUGUGGCUUCCUGCAGAAGCAGGGGGGGCCUCUGAAGACCUGGAAGCUGCGCUGGUUCACCCACGAGGAGAAGAAGAACCAGCUGUUCUACUACCGUACGCCACAGGAUGUGGCGCCUCUGGGCCGGGUGGAGCUCUGCAGUGCCACCUUUACCUACCCAUUAAAGGCUGAGAAGGGCACCUUCCAUAUCAAGACACCUGAACGCACCUUCAUACUCAAGGCUGUGACCCAGGAGUUGAUGCUCUAUUGGCUGCAGAAGCUUCAGGUGAAACGCUGGCAACACAGACAGAUGACCAGCUGCUUAGAGACAAACAGCAACAGCAACAACACUGCAGAUGACUUCCUGCCAGUGUUGAAGAGCCCUCUGGGUCUGGUGGGGGAGGCAGCUGCCAACGUCCCAUCACAACAAACGCCGCUCACCAACAUGUCCAUCAAACAUCCACUCAUCGAGAUACAAAACUCAGUCCACAGUCUGCGGAAGAGGUCAUCUCAGGAGUGGAGUCAGAGCGUGUUUCAUGUCGAAGCUCCAUGCUGGACUCUACCCAGCGCCGCCGACACCAACAGUCCAGUCCUUACAGUUCCAGAAGAGCCUCUGACUCAACCCCCUGGCCUCUCAUCAGCUGAUCCAGCAGAUCAGGUGACCCCAGCAGAGGGCAGACAGUCACCCUCGCAGUUCAAUAGCAGGAACAGAAAGACUAAGAGUCGCAGCUCGUCCAACAUGCAGGUCCUCUGCAGAGACACGGACUCCUCAGAGAAGAUGUCUCAUCUGCAGCAGGAGAAGCACAUGCUGAUGGAGGAGGUCAAGGCUCAGAAGGAGCUGGUGUGGAUCCUGCACAAAGCCUUGGAAGCAUCUCAGCUGGAGAAGCGCACCUGUGCAGAGUUUCUGGCGGCAACGGGUGAGCAGGAGCGUCUGGAGAUGCUGCGACACCGUGAACGUCUGGUGGCCGACCUGCGAGGCCGGCUGGAGGAGGCCAAGGCUGAGGUGGACGCCCUGAGGAGGAGUCUGACUCAGAGAGAUGCACAGCUGGGCGAGCUGCAGGAGAACAUCAGGAUGCUGAUGGAGAAGAACAAGGCCAGGCAGGAGGUGAUCAUAAAGCUGUCCGAUCAGGUGACUGCCUGUAUGUCCGACCCAGGUCCCUCCAUCUCGUCCUGCGGCAGCGGUUUGGACUCUCAGACCUUCAGAAAGCUUCAGCAGGAUGUUGAAAACCUCAAGGAUGACAUUGAGGCUUAUAAGAUUCAGAACAAGUUCUUGAACUCUGAGAUCUACCAGCUGACCAAACUGUGGAGGAAGAGUUCGGAGCAGGAGAAGAGUCUGAUGGUGAAGUGUGCUUUCCUGGAGGCCAGUAACUGUCAGGUGGAAAGCCGUUACCUGGGUGUCCUGCGGCAGCUGCAGGAGACCAAAUCUCUGGAUCCGGCCCAGCGGGGAGCCGUCCAGAAGAUGAUCGAGGAUGCUCUGAAAGGAGAGCUGAAGAGUGUCGUCAAGCUCAAUGUGACCAGAGAUCACGAUGAGUAUGGCUUCAAAAUCAUCCCUGACUACGAGGUGGAGGACAUGAAGCUGCUGGCAAAGAUUCAGGCGCUGGAGAUCCGCUCACACAACCUGCUGCACCAGGAGGGUGUAGAUCGGCCCAUGCUGAGUCGCUGGGCUCAGUACCUGGCUGGCAGGUCUGUCAAUGACAUCUGCCCCUCACCUGAGCUCAAAGCUCUGCUGCGAAGCGGCAUCCCUCAGGAGUACCGCCAGCAAGUCUGGAGCUGGAUGGUCCGAACCAGAACCAGGACCAUGAGAGAGCAACACCCACAGCGCUACCAGCAGCUGUGUGAAAAGAGUCGGAUGUGUCCUCAUCCGGCCUCUAGACAGAUCCAGCUCGACCUCCACCGCACCCUGACAACUAAUCAGCACUUCUGCUCACCCUCCAGCCCCGCCCUCCAGCAGCUCCGCCGCAUCCUAUUGGCCUUCUCCUGGCAGAACCCUGCUAUUGGCUACUGCCAGGGACUCAACAGGUUGGCAGCCAUCGCUCUGCUCGUCCUGCAGAGUGAAGAAAGUGCCUUCUGGUGUCUGGUGGCUGUGGUAGAAGUCAUCAUGCCUCAGGACUACUACACCAAGAACCUGGUGGCCUCUCAGGCGGACCAGUGGGUGCUGAAGGACUUCCUGACUGAGAAGCUCCCCCGUCUGGCAGCUCACUUUGAGGAUCACAGCAUUGACGUGUCUCUCAUCACCUUCAACUGGUUCUUGGUGGUUUUUGUGGAGAGUCUGCCGAGCGACAUCCUUCUGCCGCUGUGGGACGCCUUCCUGUACGAGGGCACCAAGGUGAUCUUCAGGUAUGCUCUGGCUCUCUUCAAAUACAAAGAAGACGACAUCCUAAGGAUCCAAGACAGCGUAGAGAUCUUCCAGUACCUGCGCUUCUUCACCAAGACCAUCUCUGACAGCAGGAGGCUGAUCAGCAUCGCUUUCUCAGACAUGAACCCGUUCCCUGGACGCUUGCUGAGGAACCGACGAGCGCUUCACCUGGACCGCCUGCAGGGGGAGCUGCAAGAGCUGGAGGAGCAACAGAGGGAGUUUGUAAAGGAGAGCAGCGAACAUAAAGACAAGGAGCUCGACACCUUGGUGAGCGAAGACGAGGACGAGCUGUGAUGUUACUGAUGUUUCUAAUCUGAGUAACUGAAGCUGGUGCUCAUUAGUCAUGUUUCUGAUUACAGUCCAUCUCUUUGUCCUGCAGCUUGUGAGGAAGUUCAAAAUUGUAACAAAACAAGCUUAACUAUUAAAGUGUUUUACGUA
Molecule: messenger RNA, 4346 nt
Organism: Acanthopagrus latus (yellowfin seabream)
Lineage: Eukaryota; Metazoa; Chordata; Actinopteri; Spariformes; Sparidae
Gene: tbc1d2
Product: TBC1 domain family, member 2
Exons: 17
Coding region: 309-4202 (1297 amino acids)
Source: RefSeq, a predicted model, not a curated record